GGAAUACCGUGCUCUCGUCUUGCGCUUGCGAGUAGCGCAAAUGGUCUCCGUUAGAGCGAGAAAGAGGGUCUGAAAAUGGGGUCGUCCACAACCUGUGGAUCGCUCGCCCUUCGCUAGGUCCUGACAUUACUCUUCUUAUAUACGGGCGGGCUUGGCUUUUUCCAGGUUUAAAAGGUUGAGUGCCUUUUAUUUUUAAUUAGCGACUUAGUAGAAUCUAAAAUAUUUCUGGAAUAAUUUUUUUUUUUGAAUGUCGGCUGUUUUGGUUUAAUAUUUGUACACAUGAUAAUGGAAAACCGAGCUAGUGAUGAUACACCAAUGGAACUUGAUAUUAGUAAAGAAGAUUACGAAUCUUGGGAAAAAUCAAAACUUUUCUCAAAUCCUCGCCCUAAAAUUCUUUCUUUAGAUAGUGAAGGCUCUAUUAUAAACAAUGAUACACAAGUUAAUUCUAAUAAGCAAGUGUUGGAAACAAGGGAUAGACCCUCUCUUUUAUCAAAAAUUUCUUCUUUGAACUUAGGUGAGCCAUCAAAACUCAAUGUAAACAUUGAUGACUCUGGGAAAAUUGUAAAAAAUAAGGGUAAAGCUAAGAUCUUGUCCAUUCCCUUUCAAAGUCAUACGCCAAGCCCGUCUGUGUCUUCAAAAACUAUUAGUAGACUACCGCUUCAAUCUGUUAAUUAUUUAACUCCUAAACCAAAGAGAUCGCCCAAAAUUUAUCGCCCUUCAAGCUGUAGGACUAGUAUACAGUUCUUGCCGAGAAAUUAUUACAUUACCCAAGAAUUUUUAAAGAAAAGGGGGGCCUAUAGUAAUAGUAAAACUUGCAAUUCCAGUUGUAAUGAGUGUCACACAAGUAAAAAUGAUUCUUCUGUCAACUUUAAUUUAUUUCGGCCUUACGCUCCUUUUUUAUUGCUUGGUUAUCUUCAGGUCCUUUUCAGCGCAUUUUUAAUUGGUUUGUUGAUUUUCUUACUAGUUCAACUGGUUCUUGUUAUAAAGUCUGACAUCGAGAGUAAAGUUCAAGAACAAGCUCGGAUUGUAAUGGACGAGAUAAGUGACUGUUUGCGCCAUUACCGCGCUAACCGAUGCAACGUGGAGGAUCGCCUUCCUGGGCUUCAGCAGGCGUGUACAGAGUGGGAGCGCUGCAUGAAUCGGGAUCCGGGAAUUGUUGCGAGGGGGCGCGUUUCCUUUGAGACGCUGGGAAGCACCAUUAAUAGCUUUAUAGAACCGCUUUCUUAUAAAUCAAUGUUUUUCGGUGUUUUGAUAGUUGUUGGAAUGGUUAUGACCAACUUUCUUCUGACAUUUAUAAGAAAUUCCUCAAAGCCACUGGAACGGUCAACUGCCUUGCAAAAUACCCAGAAGGAUUCCGCUGAUAUAAUAGCCUUGAAUCCUGUUGAUUCAGUUAAUCUUCAAACCGUUUAUAAUAAAAAUUAGCGCUGUUCAAA
Messenger RNA from Zophobas morio, 1433 nucleotides. RefSeq lists its product as uncharacterized. Lineage: Eukaryota; Metazoa; Arthropoda; Insecta; Coleoptera; Tenebrionidae. The coding region runs from base 280 to 1422 and encodes 380 amino acids. The record is from RefSeq and is a predicted model, not a curated record. Gene Ontology annotation, biological process: lipid homeostasis; nuclear envelope organization. The transcript has 7 exons. Gene Ontology annotation, cellular component: nuclear envelope; nuclear membrane.